Molecule: messenger RNA, 228 nt
Organism: Arabis nemorensis
Lineage: Eukaryota; Viridiplantae; Streptophyta; Magnoliopsida; Brassicales; Brassicaceae
Source: the annotation of a GenBank genome assembly
AUGAAGAGAAUUCCUCGUAUCAAAUUUCCUCAGAGACAUUCUAUUUCUUCAGGUUCUGGACCGGCGCCGGGAACUCUUUCCGGCGGCAAGAAAAAUGUGACGGCGAGUUCGGAUGUACCGGCGGCUCCGAAGAACGCAGCUGAUGGAGGAAAAGCAUCACUUCAGCCCAAACGCACACCUGUCUCCGACAAGGAAAUCGAAUCUAUAAUGUUGGGUGGUUGCAUCUGA